GCCACGCAAUGGCUGAGAGAUCCAUGUUCCAUGUAUCUGAGAUCUAGGUAUAUCAAGAAUACUUAACAAAGGCUUGAUUUCAGAACUUUUCUUGGAUCUCACAAAACUUCUUAACAGAAAUUUUCAAGAUGGCAAUAGCACCUGUUGAUUCUGGAUAUCUCCAGGCUUCGGACCCCACUAAGCCACGUUCGGACGCAGCAGUCCCAUUUCGUGAUAUCAUACCUGCUCCUACUCAUCCCCGCAUCGCAGGAAUUGAGAAUCAUGAUGCGUUGAGUUGGUGUGAGUCGAGGAGACAGAUUGAAGCUCCUGCUUGGUUGAUCAAUCGACUUGACGAGAAGAACUUGGAGAAACCGUACAAGGGAUUUACAUCCGAUGGAAAUGUGAGAGAAGGGCUGUAUAAAUAUGCCGAGGACGAAGGUGCUCCUACUGAGCUAGUUGCUGAGAAGGUGAAGAGUCUUUUGAAGGUGUUGAGUGAAGAGCAGAGAAAAGAGGUGUGUUGUGGGGAAGUUACGGAUGAUAAAUUCAGAUUAUGGUCGAAUCCGGAAUUAUAUAUGAAUCCAGGUAUUAUCACAUCACCCCUAAAAUAUGAGACACUAACAAAAAUUCAGGCGGUCUUCGACUCGAUGAACACACACCAGAAAUCCAAUCCGCAAUCCACGCCAUCCUCAAAUCCUCCUUUUCCAAAGAAGGCUACGAAAAAGUCCUCGGUUGCUGUCUCACCAACGACUUCCUAGGGCAACUAGUAAACGGGAAAAAAGUACUAAACGAACACUCCUACAACUUCCGUCUCUUCGGAACGCCUUCUCUCACCUCGCCGUGGGGAUAUACAUUCUUUGGCCACCAUCUGUGUCUUUCAGUCGCAUUCCUAGGGAAACGUAUGGUCAUAGGCCCAACGUUCAUGGGCGCAGAACCGGAUAGAAUCGAUGAAGGACCUCAUGCGGGAUUACGCCUAUUCCGAAGCGAGGAGAUGGAGAGUUUGAAAUUAAUGCAAGGCCUUCCUAAAGAAUUGCAGGACAAGGCUACUUUGAGUAAGGGAAUGGAUGGCAAGAGUUUAGCUGAGGAUCGAUGGAAUCCUUUUGAUGAGAGACACUUGGGGGGUGCGAGACAGGAUAAUAGGGUUGUCCCAUAUGGUAGAAAUCCCCUUUUUCCCUUUAAAUCAUAUGAUGUACUGACAAUAGAACAGAAGGCUGUCCCGUAUCCCUCUUCCCACCAGAAAGCCAAGAGGCAAUCAUCAACCUCUUCCUAGCAUUCAACGAAUACUACCCCGCCCCGGUACUCAAACAUCGCGUGGAGCUAUUCAAAGCCCAUCUUAAUGAGACGUACUUCUGCUGGAUCGGAGAGUUCGGAGCCGAAGAUCCUUAUUAUUACCGAAUUCAUAGUCCCGUUGCGUUUAUGGAAUUGGAUUUUCACUGUGGGAGUAAGUUUUUUCUGAGAACAGUUUGUUGGAUGCUUGCUUUGUGAUGGUAAUGCUGAUUUGACUUUUUUAAAUAGUUUUCUUGACGAAUACGAGUCCCGCGAGAUGUCAUAUCCAUACUAUCAAUAGACUUCCUAAUAGAGGCGAUUAUGGACGGGCUUUGAUUGAGCAGUAGACUCUCUCUCUCUUUCAACAAUCGAGUUUACAUA
Messenger RNA from Hymenoscyphus albidus, 1623 nucleotides. The record is from the annotation of a GenBank genome assembly. NCBI's taxonomy places the organism in Eukaryota, Fungi, Ascomycota, Leotiomycetes, Helotiales, Helotiaceae.